AUGUCCUCCUACGGCAAACUCGACGAGUAUGAGCAAGCGAAACUGGAGGCCAGCCGGAGGACGAAAAAGAGACUCGCAAUUGUCGCUAUAUCUUCCAUCGUUCUCGUCUGCAUCGUGGUCGGAGCCGUCGUAGGAACCGCAGCUAACGGUAACGGCAAGAAACCGUCGUCGAAGGAGGGCAACGGAGACUCAUUCUCCAUCUCAGCCUUGUGCGACUUGACAUUGCACAAAGACAAAUGUAUUGAGACCGUUGGAUCGGCUCCAAACGGGAGCCGAUCAAACCCGGAGGAACUUUUCAACUACGCCGUCAACAUCACGAUCACGGAGCUCUCAAAAGUUCUCGACGGAUUCUCAAACCGGGAAAAAACGGACAACGCCACGUCAGCAGCAAUGGGAGCUUGCGUGGAGCUUCUCGGACUAGCCGUUGACCAGCUCAACGAGACGACGACGUCAAAAGCGACGUCGGAUCUUAGGACGUGGCUUAGCUCCGUGGAAACGUACCAAGAAACGUGUAUGGAAGCGUUGGUGGAAACGAACAACCCGAACUCGACGAAUUUCGGAGAAACCCAUCUGAAAAACUCGACGGAGAUGACGAGCAAUGCGUUAGCGAUCAUAACGUGGCUAGGCAAAAUAGCUGACUCGGUCAAGCUGAGACGUCGUCGUUUGAUGGCGUACGGUGAAGUCAGCACCCUUGACUUGGCGAUGAUGGAAGGUCGGAGGCUUUUGGAGAGCGGUGAUUUGAGGAAGAUCGCGACGAUCGUGGUGGCUAAAGAUGGGUCGGGGAAGUAUAGGACGAUAAGCGAGGCUUUAGAGGAAGUGGAGGAGAAGAAUGAGAAGCGUACGAUUAUAUAUGUGAAGAAAGGAACUUACUUCGAGAAUGUUAGGGUCGAGAAAAAGAAAUGGAAUGUUGUGAUGGUUGGAGACGGACAGAGUAAAACUAUUGUCUCUGCUGGACUCAACUUUAUCGAUGGAACCCCAACGUUCCAAACCGCCACUUUCGGUAAGAACAUAAUUAUAUACAAUAUGCUAUUGAUAUUUGAUGGUGUGUGUAACUUCAUAUUAUAUAUCUUUUAUUUACUUAUCUUUAUUUAUUGCAUAGCUGUGUUUGGAAAGGGGUUCAUGGCUAGGGAUAUGGGUUUCCAAAACAGUGCUGGUCCAGCCAAGCACCAAGCCGUAGCUCUAAUGGCGAGUGCGGACUUAACCGUGUUCUACAGAUGCACCAUGGACGCUUUCCAAGACACGCUCUACGCUCAUGCACAACGACAGUUUUACCGCGAGUGUCACAUCUUUGGAACGGUUGAUUUUAUAUUCGGAAACGCUGCGGUUGUCUUCCAAAACUGCAAGAUCUUGCCUCGUCGUCCUAUGAAAGGCCAGCAAAACACCAUAACCGCUCAGGGAAGGAAAGAUCCGAACCAAAACACCGGGAUCUCUAUCCACAACUGUUCUAUCUUGCCUUUGGAUAACCUAACCGGUGUCCAAACGUUCCUAGGCCGGCCUUGGAAGGAGUUCUCUACAACGGUGAUCAUGAAGUCGUUCAUGGACGGGUUUAUCAACCCUAAAGGGUGGUUACCGUGGGUAGGAGAUACCGCACCGGACACAAUCUUCUACGCUGAGCACUUAAACGUCGGGCCAGGAGCCUCCACGAAGGACCGGGUUAAGUGGAAAGGUUUGAAGACGUUUUUAACAAAGAAGGAAGCGAAUAGGUUUACAGUGAAACCCUUCAUUGACGGCAAUAAAUGGUUGCCGGUGACCAAAGUUCCGUUCAAAUCUGAUUUUUGA
Molecule: messenger RNA, 1779 nt
Organism: Thlaspi arvense
Lineage: Eukaryota; Viridiplantae; Streptophyta; Magnoliopsida; Brassicales; Brassicaceae
Source: the annotation of a GenBank genome assembly